Diaporthe batatas is the source of this 4086-nucleotide messenger RNA. RefSeq lists its product as uncharacterized. The transcript has a single exon. NCBI's taxonomy places the organism in Eukaryota, Fungi, Ascomycota, Sordariomycetes, Diaporthales, Diaporthaceae. The record is from RefSeq and is a predicted model, not a curated record. Bases 1 to 4086 code for a protein of 1361 amino acids.
AUGGCCAGCCCAGGAGGUGCAGGACCGGGGGGGUCAGGGUCUCUGAUUAACAAGAUGGCGGUGGAUCUCGGCAGUCUCAACCGAGAGAAGACGAGCACCUGGUCCCAACCACGCGAGAGUGCUGCGGAAAUCGCAGUACCGCCCGAACAUUUUCACCUCAGCCCGCCUCCUCCUCGAGACAGGGGCGCCGAAACCCACCACCAGGCUGAGGCAGUCGGGCGGGCCUUGGAAGCCUUCCAGAAUAUUCACAUGUCUCCUGCCCUGGCCCAUCACCACCAUGCGCAAUCAGACCCGGGCCGCGUAGCUCUGCCGGUGCCAAUGCCAAUGCCAAUGCCAAACCCAGAUCAUCAUGACCAGGUGCAGAGGCCCUCGCCGAGGGACCUCCGUCUCGACUCGGCGCUGCCACCGCUGCCACCCCAACAACAACAACACCAACAACAACACCAACAACAACACCACCACUACCACCAACAACAUCAGCAACAACAACAACAGCCUCGGCUGCAGCAGCGGCAGCGGCAGGGUUCACUACCCGCCUCGGUCUCGCAGUACUCGCCUCUGCAUCAUCAUCACCACCACCACCACAACCAACACCAGACCCAGGCUCACCUUGAACAUCGGCCGAGUCACUCCCAACCACAAUCUCUGCCCGCACUGUCCCCGCGACAAGACCAAUUCACCUUGUCGCCGCCCAACCCACUCCCGCACCCGCUCCCGCACCCACACCAGCACUGGGUCCCAGCUUCACCACGGCAGCGCCGGGUCCUCCCUCACACGGACCCUCAUUUUAUUUCCCAAGACCCAAAAUACACGACGACGCCAGCACAACCGCAGCCCGACCUGUCCUCCUCGUCAUUCUCUCCUGCGAGGGCUCAACUUCCACUCUUACAAACACGAUACCCUCCCGACACCCACGCGCCUUUCACCCCCCUCCGAGGUCAUCCCAUCUACGGCCGCCUCGAUCAGGACGCCGCCUCCCCUAGUCGAGACACCCUCGAGGCUCCGUGCAUCCCAAGCCACCGGCCGGGACACCUACCCGCCAACGCCGUCACCACCCGCCGCCAACGGUCGCUUCCAAACACCCCCAUCACCCCCAUCUCUCCAGGCUACCCGGGUCCUCGAUGGGAUUCCCUGCCCGUGCGGCGUCAGAAUAGCCUGGGGCAACACACCAGUGCAGGUCUUGCAACGACUACAGACGCGCCUGUAGCCUCCGACUCGGGCAUCCCUCCUUCUCCCAUCCGCUCUCCCCAGUCGGCCACCUUUCAGGCGUGCCUGUACUCACAUCCUCAGAUCCCUGAGGACCAAGCCUUGGACUUGAACUUGGACCGGACCGAGACAAAUCGACAUGAGCACGCAGCCGCGGUGACGCCCGGCUCGCCUACAAAUAUGUACAGGCCGGAGAGUAGGCAGUCUGGAGAGACUGCCUACAGCGUUGCAACUGACACUUACAACUUCUCACGGCCGAGAAAGCCUAGUCUGGGGAGCCCGAACCGUCCCGACUUCCCAACACCCCUGUACCUCCGACCUGGAACAGCCAAUACCUCAAACUCGGACUCCGCCCGUCUCGAGUCAAGGCCCAUGGCAUCCAACUACAUACCCUACAGUGCAGGGCCAAGGCCUGUCCGACAACCCUCGGUCGCUUCCAACAUGUCUGCCAGCACCUUUGCAUCCGCCGCGCCAAGUCUUUACAAUAAACCUUCCUAUGAUCGCUUUGGUGCUGCACCUCGCAACGUGUCUCAGAAUUCCGCCACAGGUAAUUACAUGGGCCUCCCCCACGCGGUCCGGCCGCGGUCUCCACCACGAAACGGCUCAGGCCCCUGGGCCCAGCACCCGUACCUAGACGAGGAUGAGAUGCGUUCCAGCAUGCGGAGUCAGCUUACGACGUCCACAGCCCAGGAUACCCUGUUCACGGAACCCGAGAGGUCUAGUGUCCAGACCAAAACAAGUUCCAUCUUCAGCAUGGGCAACAGAAAUAGGAACUCUCCCUUCUUCGGUCCCCAUUCACCAAGCAUCGAAAUCCGGGAAAGCCUCAGCGUGGAUGAUGUGAUGGGAUUGUACGAGCAGGGCUUCUACGACAGCGAUAUGGACGUCUUUCAGCGAAAGCCGAGCGUCGGCACCGAUGUACCAGUCGUGCGGCUCACCCCGGGAGGAAUGGACGACCAGGACGAAUCCAGGCCGGGAUCGGCAGUCUCACAUAACAGCGAGGCCGCGAGCCGCCUGAUCGAGGCCAUGAACCGCCCUGGCUCCAUCGCCAUCCCAGGCCGAAGCUUCCCCCUGAACGCCGAUGGGGCUGUUCGUCUCCGGGACACCAACGCCUUCUUCCGCAAGAGUCUCGCCUCGUCCUUGCCCAAAGACAUGAGGCUGAGUUAUAUCAACGCGGAGCAGAAGGAAACCGGCAUUGUGGACUUUGAGAAGCAAGACGAUGACGCGGAAACUUUCGAGGCGGAUAGCGUGCGGCAUAGCAGACAUGAUUCGGGCAAAGAGGUUGGGCCCCACGACGAGUACCUUUCGAUUGAUGCGCUCGAGAAGGCGGACUCGACUCUUCCGACUACAGACAGCACGGCGACACUUGCUGACAAGGAGCUUCUUUCCCCUAUGUCGCCGACUUUUCCCGAGCCAAAGAUCGACGUCAUGCCUGCUCCACCACAGCCCGUGCAGGGAGCCAUGCAGCCAGAGGACCUGGACCCAGAUGCUAAUGAUCGCUACGGAUUCCGGAAAUCAAACCAGUAUGUCACGCGCGAGCAGUACGACGACUGGAACGGGCAAUAUUCCGAGUACCUCGCGAGGAGGCGGAGGAAGUGGGAGGCUUUCCUCAAUGAGAAUGGACUGAUGACCGAUCACCCCAAUCGUUUCCCUCAGCACUCCGCCAAAGCGAAGAGGUUUAUCAGGAAGGGCAUACCGCCAGAAUGGAGGGGUGCAGCAUGGUUCUACUACGCUGGCGGCCCCAAGAUUCUGGCAAACAACCGAGGCGUUUACGACAACUUGGUCAAGCAGGCGCAGAACGGGGAGUUGAAGGAAGUAUGUCGGGACGACAUCGAGCGGGAUCUGUAUCGGACAUUCCCGGACAAUGUGCGUUUUAGGCGUUCGGCACCGUCGACGGGUCUUGCACCGGGCCAGGCGUCGCAGUCACCAUCGCCAGGUAGCACUCCAGUACACAGCCGCAACAACUCCACGCAGUCUGCGAAUCCCACACCCAAGGCCCCAGGCUCUGAGCCUGCGAUCAUCGAGAGCCUUCGCCGCGUCCUAUCAGCCUUCGCCAUCUUCAAUCCUAGCAUCGGAUACUGCCAGUCCUUGAACUUCCUCGGUGGUAUGCUCCUACUGUUUGUGGAUUCGGAGGAACAAGCUUUCUGGUUGCUCAACAUCAUCACGAGGGUAUACCUCCCAGGGACGCACGAAAUGAACCUAGAGGGCUCCAAAGUCGACUUGAGCGUGCUUAUGAAUGAGCUGGAAACUGUGCUGCCCAAUGUUUGGUCCAAGAUCUCCGACGACGGCUCUGGAACCACCAAGAAGAAGUCUAGGCGCGCUCGAUAUCACAAGAGCAAUGCAUCAGUCAGCGGCGACAACCUCCCACCUGUCACUCUCGCGUUGACGGCAUGGUUCAUGUCGUGCUACAUAGGUACCCUUCCAAUCGAGACGACACUGCGCGUGUGGGAUGUAUUUUUCUACGAGGGAUCCAAGACCCUGUUCCGGGUUGCGCUCGCCAUUUUCAAGGCUGGAGAGAAUGAGAUCAAGUCGAUCAGUGACCCUAUGGAGGUCUUUGCCGUGGUCCAGAGUCUCCCGCGCAAGAUGAUUGACGCAAACCACUUCAUGGACAUCUGCUUCAAGAAGCGGUCGGGUUUGAACCACCUCACCAGCGAUGCCAUCGACCAGCAGCGGACGGAACGAAAGGAGAAAUUACAGAUCCAGCGCAAGGAGGCCGUGGCUGCUGCGGAGGCGGCCCCCGGAAUCGCGACCGCCGCAACGAUAGCGGUGUCCAGGACUCGCAACGCAGACAUGCUGAGCGUCACAUCGGGCGACAGCAGCAGUGUGCGGAGGAAACACACCCUCUUCGGACGCAGGCACAAGGAGCGCAGUCUCGAGGUCUAG